Ostertagia ostertagi is the source of this 552-nucleotide messenger RNA. Lineage: Eukaryota; Metazoa; Nematoda; Chromadorea; Rhabditida; Trichostrongylidae. The record is from the annotation of a GenBank genome assembly.
GAAGAGAAUCUGCGCAAUCUUGUCCUUCAUCGGGAUGCGCUCGCAAGACUGACUGGUUAUCCGUCAUACGCACACAGAGCGCAAGAGAAUAGCUUAUUGGGCUCCUAUGAAAAUGCCCACGAUUUUCUGUGGGGUGUCAUACAGGCCUGUCGACCAUCAGCAGAGCGAGAAAUAGCAGUACUGUUGGAUGUACAAUCGCAGUGUAAUGGGCUAUCCAGUAGCAUUGGCGAAUGGGACGUACACUAUCUUUCGCAAAUUUACAAGGAACGUGCUUAUGGAAUCGAGCAUUACCACGAAAUACAUAAGUUCCUCAAUCUUGGGAAUUUACUGAGCGGUCUUGCGAAUCUGCUCAAUAAGUUGUAUGGAGUGCGUGUUGAAGAACAACGGGUAGAACGAGGGGAAAUGUGGGACGGUAACAUAAUAAAAUUGGAUAUCUUCAGUGUUGAAGAUCGGUUUCUUGGGACCGUGUAUUUAGACAUUGAUCGUAGGCCUACAAAAGCCGUCGGUGAUUGUCAUUUUACAUCGAUAAAUCAUAUUAAAGAAGGAAAAUGA